Messenger RNA from Megalops cyprinoides (Indo-Pacific tarpon), 1104 nucleotides. Its product is annotated as GTPase IMAP family member 7-like. The transcript has 2 exons. NCBI's taxonomy places the organism in Eukaryota, Metazoa, Chordata, Actinopteri, Elopiformes, Megalopidae. The record is from RefSeq and is a predicted model, not a curated record. Bases 1 to 1104 code for a protein of 367 amino acids. Gene Ontology annotation, molecular function: GTP binding.
AUGGUAGAAGAUGACGACGAUGAUGAACUGAGGAUUGUGCUGGUUGGAAAAACAGGAGUUGGAAAAAGCUCAUCUGGAAAUACAAUCCUUGGGGAAGCGGUGUUUAAGGCUGAGAUCAGCCCCUCCACGGUAACACAGAAGUGUAGAAGAGAAAGCCGAAACAUUGAUAACAGAUAUGUUGCUGUAGUUGACACUCCAGUAUUGUUUGAUACAGAGCUUCCUCGAAGUAAAAUAAUGGAGGAGAUUGUGAGAGGCAUUUCUAUGAUGGCCCCCGGGCCCCAUGUGUUUCUAGUUGUGAUGCAGCUGGGGAGAUUCACACAAGAGGAGAGUGAAACAGUGGAGCUCAUUAAAGAACUGUUUGAUGAAGAAGCAUACCACUACACAAUGGUGCUUUUCACUCGGGGAGAUGAAUUAAAAAGAAGUGAUGAAAAGGAGAAAACGUUACAACAGUUUUUAAGUGGAAACUCUUCUGGAUCUGACAAACUUGCCAAGGUCCUUGACAACUUCGGGAAUAAUUUUUUUGCCUUUAACAACAAAAAUACAAAUGACCGCACUCAGGUCACAGAACUGCUGAAGAAGAUUGACACAGAGAUUGUUAAGAAGAAUAAGGGAGGCUACUACACCAAUGACAUGUUACAAGAGGCAGAGAGAGCCAUCAAGAAGAUGAUGGAGAAGAUUCUGAGGAAGAAAAAAGGUGAGAUACAGAAGAAGGUGGAGAAACUGAAAAAGCAGUAUGAAGGAGAGGAACUGCAGCGAGAGAUAAAUGACUUCAUGAGACAGUUGAGAAGAAGGGUUAGAGAAGAAGCCCAGAGAGAUAAUGAGUUUAUCAGAACUGUCCUGAUCUCACUUGGAAUAAUAUUUGCGGCUGUGGCAGCUGGAGCAGCAACAGCUACCUCGUUCACAACGCCCCCCAGCAUUGGCGGUAUCGCCCUCGUUGAGAAACUCUACGCUAAGGGAAACCGUUCUGCAGCCGGUCCACCCUCUUCCACCUCGUGCCGGGGACUCACGCACACAGAGUAUCCACGCACGCCAAAAGAAAAAAAGAAAUUAACCGAACGAAACCAAACUCCAAAAUCCGCCCCGGGUCGCGACUCCCGGGGUUAA